AUGGUUCCCGUAUACGGCCGAGGGCGGAGCCAGUUGCGGGGAAUUUGCAAUGAGCCGGCCGCGGAGGCAUUUUGGGGUGGCGCGUGGCCGCAGCCUCAUUUGGGGUGCUGGGGAAGAGAAGCGGACGGCUGUGGCAUGGAAGCGAGCGCUUGGGCUGUGAUCAGUGACCGAAGGACGCGGCAACGUGGUGAUGAGGUGACUGCGCCGUAUGCCCAUUGCGUCCACGGAACUCUGAUUCUAGCUCAGAUACGCACCUUCGCAGUGCAAAUUACGCUGGGACAUCGCGUCUGGAGUGAGCCUGGCCAAGAACAAGAUACGGGCAACUGGGACAGAGACCUUCCAAGAUCAGAAAGUCUCCCGCACAUAUGGAAAAGGCAAAAGCGGGCCAAUGGCAGAACGCACGCGCUCGGCAGUGCCAUCCCAUGCGGGCGCAAGCAGCGAGAACGGCAGGAGGGCGCCCGCAUAUGGCGAUCUGAUGCGGCGAAGGGCUUGGCGGGUGCACCAGACGUGGAGGCGGCGGCGGACCGGGGGUCUGGGAGGGCAAGUGGAUCCUCCGAUUCGGGGAUCCUGUUCGGGGUGCUCGGACGGCGAUGCCCAAAUUAGCAUGGCGCCUGCCAUAUGCGCCAGUGUGCCUGGACGGGGGCAGUUAGUGCGCAGGCGCCCAGGACACAGAGGGGUUGGGCGGUGGGCACGGCGAGCGGAGAGGACGUUCAUAACGGCGCAGCAGGGAGGAUCGAUGGGCCGAGAUGGCAGGUGAUAUCUUAUCGAGAUCACAUGCGGCGUGAGAAACGGAAAGAUGCGGACAGGUUGUUGUGUGGUGUUUGGGGAAUAUAUAAGGCAGGCACGAAAAUGGGAAGAGAGUUUCCUCGCUCGUUCGACCCAUUUCCGGCGACCUCACCUAUUCGGGAGUGCGUCUGCUGCUCGCUGCCUCCCCCGUCCGCGGCCUCUCUCUUUCUGCUCAAGUACUGCGUGCAACCCUCGCGUGCGCAGUGCCCCAGUUGAUGGCCUAUCGCCUCCCAACACUGCCAGUUCCUCCCGCCGCGUCCUACUCGCCGUAUUCCAACCCCGCC
Messenger RNA from Laetiporus sulphureus 93-53, 1070 nucleotides. RefSeq lists its product as uncharacterized. Lineage: Eukaryota; Fungi; Basidiomycota; Agaricomycetes; Polyporales; Laetiporaceae. The record is from RefSeq and is a predicted model, not a curated record. Bases 1 to 603 code for a protein of 200 amino acids. The transcript is spliced from 3 exons.